AUGGCUGUGGAUUUGCUGCCCACUAAGGAGUCUGUGACGUUCAGGGACGUGGCCGUGGUCUUCAGCCAGGACGAGUGGCUGCACCUGGACUCUGCGCAGAGAACCCUGUACCGGGAGGUGAUGCUGGAGAACUAUGGCACCCUGGUCUCGCUGGGGAUUCCAUCUUCGAUGCCAAAGGUGAUCUGCCGGUUGCAGCAAGGCGAGGAUCCUUGCGUGGUGGAAAGGGAAACCCCUCAAGACGCCUGUCUGGGUUUCAAGACUUGGCCUGAAAUGGAAGCCUCACCUCCCAGACAGGACAUUUCUAUAGAAGAAACAUCUCAGGGAAUAAUAAAGAAAAAGUCCAUUAAGUUUGGUCACUGGGACAUCGAUUUUGGACAGACUUUGGAAUUGGAGAGUGGAACAGAACAGGAGCAACGGAAGAAACCUCUUCAGCAAAUCAUGACCUCACACAAAAAAACUGUGAGUGGAGAUGUAAAGCAGACACGUCUUGAAUUGGGGAAAGGCUUACUUAUAAAUACAAUUCUUGUCACACAACAGAGUGUUCCUAUAGAAAGGAUACCCAAUAUAUAUUACACUUUUGGGAGAGGUUUUAAACAGAAUUUUGAUUUAAUGAGAUGCAUCCAGAUUUACCCAGGAGAAAAACCUCAUCUUUGUAAUGAAUGUGGGAGAAGCUUCAACCAGAGUCUCCAUCUGAUUGAACACCAGAGAAUUCACACUGGUGAGAAACCCUACAGAUGUAGUGAGUGUGGGAAACCCUUUAGCCACAGAUCCUCCCUUCUUGCCCAUCAGAGAAUUCAUACUGGAGAGAAACCUUACAAAUGUAAUGAAUGUGAGAAGGCGUUUAGCAGCAGCUCGACCCUAAUCAAACACCUGAGGGUGCACACCGGCGAGAAACCCUACCAGUGUAAGGAAUGUGGUAAAGCCUUUAGCCAGUGUUCAACCCUCACUGUACAUCAGAGGAUUCAUACUGGAGAGAAACUCUAUAAAUGUGCUGAAUGUGAGAAGGCCUUCAAUUGUAGAGCAAAACUUCACAGACACCAAAGAAUCCACACAGGGGAGAAACCCUAUAAAUGCAGUGAAUGUGGGAAAGGUUACAGCCAGUUUGCAUCCCUGGCUGAACAUCAGAAGCUUCAUACUGGAGAACAGCUGUGUAAAUGCUUGGAAUGUGGGAGAACCUUCACACGCAUCUCCACCCUUAUUGAACACCAGCGAAUUCAUACUGGUCAGAAACCCUACCAGUGCAAUGAAUGUGGGAAAGCCUUCAACCAGUAUUCAUCCUUCAGUGAACAUCGUAAAAUUCACACCGGGGAAAAGCUUUACCCAUGUGGAGAAUGCGGGAAAGCCUUUGGUUGCAAAUCCAACCUUUACAGGCAUCAGAGAAUUCACACUGGAGAGAAACCCUACCAGUGUAAUCAGUGUGGGAAAGCCUUCAGCCAGUAUUCAUUCCUAACAGAGCAUGAGAGGAUCCAUACUGGCGAGAAACUCUACAAGUGCAUGGAGUGUGGGAAAGCCUACAGUUAUAGAUCAAACCUUUGUAGACACAAAAAAGUUCACACUAAGGAAAAACUCUAUAAAUGGAAGGAAUAUGGGAAUCCUUUUAUCUAUAGCUCCGCCCUUACUCAGUAUCAGAGAUUUCUCAGAGAUGAUGAGUCCUAUGAAGUUUAA
This is a messenger RNA of Puma concolor (puma), 1665 nucleotides long. NCBI's taxonomy places the organism in Eukaryota, Metazoa, Chordata, Mammalia, Carnivora, Felidae. The record is from RefSeq and is a predicted model, not a curated record.